Exserohilum turcica Et28A is the source of this 798-nucleotide messenger RNA. RefSeq lists its product as uncharacterized. Gene Ontology annotation, cellular component: nucleus; cytoplasm. Lineage: Eukaryota; Fungi; Ascomycota; Dothideomycetes; Pleosporales; Pleosporaceae. The record is from RefSeq and is a predicted model, not a curated record. Bases 1 to 798 code for a protein of 265 amino acids. The transcript is spliced from 2 exons. Gene Ontology annotation, biological process: secondary metabolite biosynthetic process.
AUGACGAGCACAAGCGGAGCACAGGGCGUCAAGCCUACUAUCCUCACCUUCCAUGGCUCGGGUAGUAAUGCCAUGGUGCAUCAGGUGCAGCUGGCGAGAUUGACGCGAGUUCUGGGCCCAGACUUUAACCUUGAGAGUCUUGAAGCACCCUUCCCCUCGCAAGCCGGCCCAGGCGUCCUCCCCUUCUUCGACGGCUGCGGCCCCUUCAAACGCUGGAUCAAAGUCACCGCCACCGUCACAGAAAUGAAGAACGGGUCGUCCACCAACGCGCUGCCCACCGAAGUCGAAGACCUCGUUCGCACCGCCGUCAAGCGCAUCCAGGCGUCAGGCGGCAGAGUCGCUGGCCUAAUUGGCUUUUCCCAGGGCACCCGCGUCGUGGCCGGGCUCCUCAAGUGCGCUGAAAUCAUCAAGGUUCUCAAGCAAAAAGACGAAGCCGCACUCGCAGGCAAAGACCUCGACUGGUGCAACUGGGGCUUUGCCAUUAGCGUCUGUGGAAGCUAUCCGCCGCCACUACUCGCUCCAUCCGUCACAGCAGUGCUGGCAGCUUCCUCGCUGUCAGAGACGGAGCAGAAGGAGCUAAUUGGCAGCAAGAUUACCACGCCCGUGUUCCAUGUGCAAGGUGAGCAGGAUGAGUGGAAGUGGGCGAGCGAGUUGCUGAUUGAAAACUGCUAUGAUGUGCAGGAGGGCAAGAGUGUCGUCAAAGAGUGGACUAUGGGUCAUCAUUAUCCCGUGCAGGUCGAGGAGAGCGAGGAAAUUGGCCAGUGGGCGAGUCAGACGACCAAGGCUGUCGAGGCAUAA